Pocillopora damicornis (cauliflower coral) is the source of this 3374-nucleotide messenger RNA. RefSeq names its product lupus La protein. Gene Ontology annotation, cellular component: cytosol; ribonucleoprotein complex; nucleus. Gene Ontology annotation, molecular function: mRNA binding. The record is from RefSeq and is a predicted model, not a curated record. Gene Ontology annotation, biological process: tRNA processing; positive regulation of translation. Lineage: Eukaryota; Metazoa; Cnidaria; Anthozoa; Scleractinia; Pocilloporidae.
AACUGAGCGUGAAAAUCUUCAAAAUUCGGACUGUCCAUUUCGUUUACUCUUUGAGGAUUUUCGUCUCUGCUUACGUUAUAAUAACGUUACGUUAUUACAAAGUUGUUUCAUCUUCAUUCAAUUUCACACUCGAUUUCGGAUUCGAUUUCGGAUUGGGAGUCAAAUAUUUGAAUGUUUUUUAGGAAAAUACUUAGCCACACUUAUUUGAGGAAAUCUCCAUAAAAACUUCAUGAAAAUGUGAGUAACGCAGUUGUGUUACGCAAAUGUAACAAAAGUUUGUCACGCAUCACAAGGAAACUUGUCAGCGGUUGAUCACACAAACGUGUAUGAUAAAAUGUGGUGAAAUCGAAAAGCUAUCCUGCACGUGUUGCAAAUUUUUAUCACUAUUUCUGUUUCGCAGCUUCAAUUUUACCUUGUUACAAAACCUGAGCAGGUUAAUUUGAGUUGAGGUUUAUUCAAGACAAAUUCUUAACGGUAAAGUAUCAAAAAAUACCCUAAAAAUGGCAGAAAACGACGCCGUAAAUGGCAACAAGGAAGCACCUACGGACCUCGAAAAGAAGAUCAUCAAGCAAGUGGAGUUUUACUUUGGAGAUAAAAAUCUUCCCAAGGAUAGGUUUCUGAGACAAAAAGCUGAAGAAGAUGAUGGAUGGAUAACAUUGGAGUGUCUUGCAACAUUUAACAGACUCAAGGCAUUAUCAGGAGAUACAGAUGUGAUUGCAAAUGCUUUGAGAAAAUCAGAUGCAGGACUUGUCGAGAUCACUGAAGAUAACAAGAAAAUAAGACGAGUCUCGUCCAAACCUCUCCCAGAGAACACAGUUGAAGCUAGACAAACUGCAAAGAGCAAAACAGUCUAUUGUAAAGGGUUCCCCAAAGAUUCCAGUCUUGAUCAACUGGAGGAAUUCUUUGCUAGUUAUGGAAAGGUUAUUUACAUCAUCAUGCGAAAGGAUUUGGAACGUGCGUUCAAAGGAUCUGUGUUUGUAGAAUUUGCGACUGUUGAUGAAGCAAAAGCCUUCACGUCUCUGGAGACAGUGAAGUUCAAUGACGAGGAACUGAUCAAAAUGAUGAAGGGUGAUUACUAUAAGAAGAAAGAAAGAGAAAAUCCUCACAAGAAAGAGGAGAACAAGAGAAAGGCCGAAAAAAAUGACGAUGCAAAAGAAACGAAAGAAGAAAGCAAAGAAGACGCAGAGGAAAAAGAGGAGGCCUUGAAAUAUGACAAUGGCUGUGUGCUGCAUUUCAAAAAUGUAGGCGAACAGACAUCUCGUGAAGACCUGAAGAGUCUGUUCGGUGAGCAUGAAGAUAUCGCUUGGGUGGACUUCACCAGAGGAGAAACAGAGGGCUUCAUUCGUUUCUCUAAAGAGGGAGGAGCCCAGCGAGCCAUUGACGCUCUAAAGGAAGCAAACGACGGUAAAAUACUCAUCAGGGAUGUGGAAACAACUCUUCGGGUCCUAGAAGGUGAGGAAGAAAAGAAUUAUUGGUUAAAAACAAAAGAAGACAGAGAAAAAGCCAAGCAAAAGAAAGGAAGGAAAUUUAAAGGAGGACAAGGCGGUCGAGGUGGUCGGCCUCAAAGAAAAAGACGAACUUCCGACAGGCUGGAAGGAAAACGAAACGAUGGAAACGACGAAAAAUCGACAGCGACUCACACGAGAUUUGAUGAAGGGGAACCUUCCGCUAAGAAAACGAAGACAGACGAUGAUUGAUCUCAAGGGACUCGUCGCAUGCACUUCGCAUGCACAACCGGCUUAAGUUUUUAUUGCUCUAGUUUUGGUGCAUUUUUUACAUCUCAAGAACAAGAUGUUUUAGUUUUAAACUAACUUAUUAUACUAGCUCUUUCUCAGAGCCGUUAUCCUACAGGUCGAUCACUAAGGAACGGGAGGCGCUUUCUUUUUCAGGUCGCGUAGAAACCAAACCCCAUUUUUAGUUUUUGUUAGUUCGAUUAUUUUAUUAUCUAACCAAUCAUGUACUUAGAGAAAUUGCUUUCUUCCCAAGCCUUUGUAACUGUGGCGCUGGCCAGAGACUGGAAACUAGACCAGUAGUUAAAUUGUUUUGCAAAAUUAGUGGUACUGGUUUUUUGGGGGUCCUCCUAAAUGGAGUAGAAGGUUCCCUUUGUAUAAGAUAAUACUUUCUACGGAAGGGUUGAAAAGCAAUGAAGUUGCAUUGGUGAAGCAGGGAGAAAACAAAGGAUUUUCUUGAAAUUUGUUCACCUUCUCUUUCACUUGAUUAUAAAUGAUUUCUAACUUGUUCAGUUUCACGUUGAUGAUAAUAGAGUGCUUUUUGAUUGAGUGUCGUGAAACAAAACCAAAAUUUCGUAGAAAAGGUUGUGGAUACAGAGAAUAUAUUUAAGAGCCAAUGAGAACUCAAAGUUAAAAAAACCAAACUAUCUAUAGGGCGGGAAAACGCGGGCGAUCAAGUAAUGAUUGGUUUCAGUUUUUUUCAUCUGAUUGGUUGAGCGAGUGGUGGUGGUUUUCUGGACCAAUCACAGAACAUUGUUAUCAAGUAAAACCAAAACAAUCCCGGGUUGCUUUCGACACUCGACUGAAAACUGCGGUAUUCGUAGCACUAGGGAAUUUAAGAAAACUACGACGUCAACGAUAGCGUCACCAAACGAAAGGUUUACUGAGCAGAACAAUGGCUGUGCACGUGCGUUAUAAAUCUUUGUAAAUUACUUUGCGUCCACUGCCAACAACAACUUGAAAUGACCAAGCUUUGCGGCUUUUUUCGGAGAACGGGAACGACGACAGCUAAUUUUUUAAACUUCUAUUUCUAAUUAAACGCUGUGUUCCAUGUUCAGUUUCGAGAUAAUUUUGACAGUGAGAAACACACUAAAUGACUUCAGAGUAUCGCGAGAUUCGUAAGCAAAACUUAAGUUUGUUUUUAACCCCGUACACCCUAACAUCAGUAUGUAUAUCCUCCAUACUGUUCCUAAUGUGCUGGCUAGGAGAAUUUGUUUAGUUGUUUUGUUUUAGUUUUUUUUUUUUUUUUUUGAGUUGUCCACGGCGUUGCCGUCGUAGUUUCUUAAAAUCCCUAUUUUCUUAGAAAUCACAGUUGCCGUAGUAUUUAACCGAUGCCCACUCGAGAAAGCGAAACUGAAGACUCGGGAAAUGGUGUUGAGUGUACUGAUCACUUUUGACUGAAAGAAAUCUUAUUCCACCACACUUUUAAAUUUUUUAUAUUUUACUUUUAUUUAAUCCUGGUCAUUCUUAGACUACUUUGUUUUUUCUACUCAGUGAUGUCUUGAAAUAACGAAAAAAGGCAUCAAUAAUUAUUUUGGACUAAAACUUAGAAAAAUUAGUCUUAGUAAGUUACUUAAUCAGUUUUCAUAUUGUGGCUAGCCUCCCAUGGAUGUAAUAAACGAAUUUGACCUAAUUAUCACUGUA